GGAACUACAACUCCCAGCAGCUCCCGCGGCCGCCCGGCGGGGAAGACGUGGAGGCUCCCUGGGAUCAGAGCGGACUAUACCUCUGCGGCUCGGGCGCUGGGGCUGCAGAUGCGGCGGCUGCAGAAGCCGGCUUAGCCUCGGCGACAGCAUCGUCCCGAGCCUCCUGGCGGCUGGGGCUCUGGGGCGAUGGGCUCCUGCUGGAGCCGGCGGGACUCGCGCAGACAGCGGCUGGACAGUCUCCUGCCCCACUAUGGAACUUUACCACGGAAUCCAGCCAAGACCUGUGUGGAAGUGAUCGGCUACCAGGAAAGCCUGUGGCGCACCGGCCUGUGUCAUGUGGGGGCCCUGCUGACCGCUGGCAUCUUGCUGUUGAUCUUCCACUGGAAGCCCCAACUCAAGGUCAAGGCCAGGUGCACCCCUUGCCCCUUAAAGCUGGCUGAGUGGCUGAUCAUCAAGGAUCAGUUUGGGCAGCUUUUCACCACCCGGGUGCAAACUGAGCUUGUCAGUGAGGGCAGCCUGAGCCAUCCCCAGGAAGGCCGAUGGGAUUGGAAGCUGGAGGAAGAUGGAAGGAAUCAUGUGGCAGUGGGGGUCUCGCAGGAAGAAGUCUGGAGAGACACUAUCCAACUCUGCAGGAAAGAGGAGCAAAACAUCCUGAGAUACUAUGUGUUCGAAGGGGUCCGAUACAUAUGGUUUGAGGCUCAGCAGGCCUUCCGCCGUGUCAGUGUGCUAGAUGAGACCAACACCUGUGAAGACCUUCAUCAUUACAGCACUGGACUCAGCCUCCAGGACCAAAGUAUAAAAAAAAAGAUAUAUGGCCUUAAUCUGAUUGAUGUGCCCAUCAAAUCAUAUGCCCGGCUUCUGGUGGAUGAGGUGCUGAAUCCGUUCUACCUGUUCCAGGCUUUCAGCAUCGCCCUGUGGCUAUGGGACACUUACUACUACUAUGCCGGCUGCAUCUUCACCAUCUCCAUUGUCUCCAUCAUUCUAGCCCUCUAUGAGACCAGAAAGCAAAGCCGGAGCCUGCAAAAUAUGGUGAAGAUGACCAUGAGCGUGAAUGUGCGCCGAGCCGGGGGAGAAAAUAUGCUGGUUAAUUCCACGGAGCUGGUUCCUGGAGACUGCCUGGUACUCCCUGCCGGGGGGAUGCUGAUGCCCUGUGAUGCUGCCCUCCUGUCCGGAGAGUGCAUGGUCAAUGAGAGCAUGCUGACAGGGGAGAGCGUUCCAGUGAUGAAGACCUCCCUCCCCAAUGGCCCCUUUCUCUACUCCCCUGAGGAGCACCGCCGACAUACGCUCUUCUGUGGAACACAAGUCUUGCAAGCCAAGGCCUACAUGGAAUCUGAUGUUUUGGCCGUGGUGACCCGGACAGGAUUUUGUACUGCCAAAGGGGAUCUGGUUAGCUCCAUCCUCCACCCCAAACCCAUCAGCUUCAAAUUCUACAGGGAUGCGCUGAAAUUCGUCUUCAUUCUCUCUAUCCUGGCUUUCGUGGGCACCAUCUAUAGCAUCGUGAUCUUAAUCCACAACAAGGUAGCAGUAACGGAGAUUGUGAAACGGUCCCUAGACUUGGUGACUGUGGUGGUACCUCCAGCACUCCCAGCCGCCAUGACGGUUGCCAUCAUCUCCGCCCAGAAUCGUCUCAAGAAACAAAAAAUCUUCUGUAUUAGCCCACCUCGCAUCAACUUGGGAGCCAAGCUGCGGCUGAUCUGUUUUGACAAGACAGGCACAUUGACAGAGGAAGGCCUGGAUGUUUGGGGUGUGCUCCCUCUGAAAGGUUACGAUUCCCCACUCCCGGACCCACGGCAGCUCCCGGGAGGUCCCCUGCUCACCACCCUGGCCUCCUGUCAUUCCCUCUCGUUGCUAAAUGACCAACCCAUUGGUGAUCCCAUUGACCUCAAAAUGGUGGAGUCUACUGGCUGGUUGCUUGAAGAAGUGGGGUCGGAGACCCUAGUGUUUGGGACCAAGGUCAUGGCUGUGAUGAGACCCCCACCCCCGGAGGAGCAGCUUCAAGGGACAGAGCCCCCGGUGCCCAUUGGCAUCCUCCACCGAUUCCCCUUCUCAUCAAGCUUGCAGCGGAUGAGCGUGGUGGUCGUGCGGCAGGGGGAAGCCCAUGCCGAAGCCUUCAUGAAGGGGGCCCCUGAGAUGGUGGCCAGUCUCUGUACCCCAGACACAGUGCCUCCGAAUUUCUUCCAAGAGCUCCAGCACUACACAUCGAAUGGAUUCCGGGUCCUGGCCUUGGCAUUCAAGCCCCUGCCCAUUGCUCCCACUCUGGAGAAAGCUCAGCAGCUGACCAGGACAGAAGUGGAGAGCGAGCUGACUAUGCUGGGCCUUCUGAUGAUGAAGAACGUGCUGAAACCUGAGACAGAGCCCACCAUCCAAGCCCUACGCAGGGCUAACAUCCGUACCGUCAUGGUCACAGGUGACAACAUGCUGACUGCAGUUAACGUGUCUCGGUCCUGCGGUAUGGUAAAGCCCCAUGAGCCGGUGGUGUUUGUCCAUGCUUCAGCCCCCGCCCGUGGCAAACCAGCUUCAAUCAAGUUUGUCCCCUUUGAGCACUCCCCAGGAGGGGAACAAGCUGAACCCAAAGGGUACAUUGUGGAGCUGACUGGGGAGGCCUGCCACCUGGCACUGAAUGGGAAGGCGUUUGCUGUGAUUUUGGAUCAUUUUCCUGAACUUUUGCCCAAGAUCCUGCUCCAGGCCACCAUCUUUGCCCGGAUGACGCCGGAACAGAAGACUCAGCUGGUGUGUGGCUUCCGAAACCUGGACUACUGUGUGGGCAUGUGUGGAGAUGGGGCCAACGACUGUGGGGCUCUGAAGGCAGCCGAUGUGGGCAUCUCCCUGUCUGAGGCCGAAGCUUCGGUGGCAUCUCCUUUCACCUCCCAAAUCACCAACAUUGAGUGUGUACCUAAGGUGAUCAGGGAAGGGCGUUGCUCGCUGGUCACCUCCUUCUGCAUUUUCCAGUACAUGGCCCUCUAUAGCUUCAUCCAGUUUAUCUCCGUUCUAGUGCUCUACACUAUCAAUACCAAUCUAGGUGAUCUACAGUUUCUCUUCAUUGAUUUGGCCAUCACUACCUCGGUGACGGUGCUAAUGAGUUUCACAGAGCCCGCCCCAGAAUUAGGGGUCUCCCGGCCCCCCGGCGCCCUGCUCCGUGCAGCCGUCCUGGGCAGCCUCUUCCUACAGACUGCUCUGGUUCUCACCAUCCAGCUCAGUGGCUACUUCAUCACUGUCUCCCAGCCCUGGUUUGUCCCUUUAAAUAGGACCGUGUCAGGGGCCCAGAACCUGCCCAACUACGAGAACACGGUCAUCUUCUGCCUCUCGGGGUUCCAGUACCUCACGCUGGCUGUGACCAUGUCUAAGGGGCCCCCCUUCCGCCGCCCACUCUACACAAAUGUGGCUUUCCUCUUGGUCUUGUUGGUGCUGGCCAUCAUCCUGGUUGUGCUCACCUUGGGCCUGCUGGACUUCCUGCUGAGGUGGCUGACUUUGAAGGACAUCCAGGAUAUCCGGUUCAAGCUGCUUCUGCUCGGCCUGGCUGCCCUCAACUUCGUGGCCGCGUUCAUGCUAGAGCGUGUCUCUGACCAGUGGAUCCCCAGGUGCUUGCGCCACCUCUGCCCAAAGAAGGCCUCCAAAAAGUUCUUCAAGCGACUUGAACGGGAGCUGGCCCAGCAGCGCACUCCCUGGCCCCCACUCCACCAGCCCAUCCUGGCCACCCCCAAGACAGCCUCCGGGCUGAGGUAGCCCUGGAUCCUGGGGACUUCUGGGGCAGAGGUCUGAGCCCCCCCUCCCCACCUCCUCUAUUUAUGCAUCUUGGUAGCAACACUGUCCGUGGCCUGGGCCUGCCUACACACUCCUUGAGUACCUGAGUGCAGAGCAGGACUCGUUCCCAAAGCCAUACCCGCCGCCCGUGGCUGAGGUCGCAGCCUCCUGGCUCCACAGAAGCCCCUCCUCAGACACUUCAUUCCAUCUUCCUCCCCUGCAGGGAGCGGCUUCACUCCACAUCCUUUCUCAGACCACUUUAGUUCCCUUCUCUCACCUUAGAAAUAGUCUAAUUUUUUAUCCAUGGAAAUGGAGAGGUCCACCUGACACUCGGGGUCCCCACUGACAGACUGAAUAAAUUUGCCUUAUUUUCCUGGAUGUGCUGAUCUUCUGUGAGAGCCUGGCUUUGACCACUGGCCCCAUGCUUGGGAUACCCCCGCCUCCACCCUCCUCGUCCUGAGCCAGCGGAGCAGCAAGGGCAUUGCCCGGAUGUGGCCCGCUGAAGAGAACCUUAGAUUGAGAAAGAGGAACCAACUUCUAGGUCUGGUUCUUCUCUAAUGCGCUCUGCCUACUCCAUUUCCCUUCCACAAGCCUCGGUUUCCUCUUCUGUAAACUCCUGGACAAUAAUACUUUCAGCAUGACCUACCUCACAGGGUUGUUGUGAGGAAAGUGCCUUGUGAACUUCAGAGGUCUAUAGAAAUGGCCCUUGUCAUCCAGGCAACGCUGAACCCACAGUUGGUUGCCUUUGUGACCCUCCAGCACCUUUCUCUACCACGGUGGCCAACAGAAAUGAGAACGGAGGUGGGGGGGGUGGGGUGCGGUGUGAACAGACUGGCAGGAAAAUAAAAGGAAGCCCUGAGAGGGUAAGAGCUCACCCACUGAAUGAUGGAGGCAGGAUUAGGAAAACAGCUUAACAGAGUAGAGUAUAGGAUCAAACAGAAUAAGACGGAAUUGAAGAGCAAUAAAUGUCAAGUCUUACACACAGGUUCAAAAAGCCAAUGUCCCAAGUCCCAAGUAGAUGAGACAUGGUUAAGUGGUAGUUUUAUCUGAAAAAAUAUCUGGAGUUCUUCGUGGCCUUCAAGGCCUGUAUAAAUAAGUGUUGUGAGAUGAUCAGCAUGAAAACUAAGGAGAUCGUAGGCUACUUAAAGCGACAGAUCAGAAAUGAAGGCUGUUGCCCAUUUUGCUCUUUCCUUGCUGAGUAUUGUGUUCACUAUUUCUAGCUUGUCCAGGGAGGCAGCUAGGUGAUGUGGUGGAUGGAGCUCUGGGAUUGGAAUUGGGAGGUCUCAUUUUCAAGUCCAAAUCUAGCCUCAGACCCUUACUAGCCAUGAUGCUGGGCAAGUCCUUAACUCUGCGGGUCUCGGUCUGUAAAGUGAGCUGGAGAAGGAAAUGACAAAGAACUCUAGUGGUUUUGCCAAGAAAAACCCCAAAUGGGAUCAUGAAGAGUCGGACAUAAGUAAACAACAGGGCUUGUCCAGACCAGUUUAUAGAAUCCAUGUUAUAUGAGGAAGCAUUAAAGGAUUCUGACCCUUAGAGCUAUUAAAGCAGCAUGACUUUGGGCACAUCCAGCUGGGCAAUCGGACUAACCCUAUUCCAGCCCACAAUUCUGUGAUCCUAUGGACUGGGGACGUUGAGUCUGAAAAAGGAAGUAUGGAACAGGCAAGGACACGUUGGCCAUCUUCAUGUAUUCAACGAUUUCUCAGGUAGACGAUCCCUUCUGAAUGAUGGAUGGGAGAAGGUGACAAUGGAAGCCCUUCCAGACUCAGCCAGGGACCAGAUGGGGACCCUUCUCCAACCUUCCUGCCCUUUUCUUCUUCCUCACUUGUGGCUGGACACUGAAAUUCACCUCAAAUCCACUCUCUGCUUCCCAGUGAUGCUUCUGACUCCCACCCCUGAGCAGUAGACAUGGCUAUGAAAUAUAGCACUUGGAUACUCUGAAAGUUACUGUUUUUCUGUAAGAGGAAGGACCACCAGGUCUUCCCAUUUGAGCUAGUAAUAAAUCUAAGGUCUUCUAGGCCUUGGUGUUUCCUCCGUAGCUACUCCCCAGACCACCCCCACCCACAUCCCGGGCUCUGCCAUUUGGACUGCAGAACUCUGGGUCUUGCCUUCCUCCCUGUAUUGUGUCCUUAGGACUUCUGGGAUCUUCAUCUUCCUUCUAUACGUGUUGUCUUCCUCAGUUAGAAUGUGAGCUCCCUGAGAGCAGGGACUGUCUCCUUUUUUCUAAUUGUACCCCCAGUGCUUGACACAGUAAGUGCUUAAUAAAUUCUUUCAUUCAAGAGAGAUCCUAGCACAGUGCCCAGCACUGGGCUGGUUGACUGAUUGCUCAGCCCCUGAGAAUAGAAUGAACAGAAAGUGGAUUUAGAUUUGAUAUUUUUAAACACAAACACACCCUUUGCAAACCUUUAGAACUGUCUAAAAGAGAUGCUUCAAGUGUCGUUGUAGAAAUAAAAACUUGGAGAGUUGGGAAGGAUUUUGGAGGCCAGGUAAGAGUUACCGUCGAGUUUCUCCUUACUGGCAGUGUCGGAGCAGAAUCUGGAUGGCCACUUGAGAAAGCAACAUUUCUGCUUAGAUGCCCCCUUGCGGUAUCUUCUCCGUGACAAGCCCGGGAGGGACUGCCUUGUGGGAGUUGGGAUAAUGAUGACUGGAGGGCUUUCAACUAUGUGAAAUGUUCUGCUUGGCUGCAGAAGCUAGACCAAGGACAAUGGAUGGGCUGCCAAGAAGCCAAUUUAAUUUUGGGGUCAGGUCAGACUUCCUAACAAUGAGUGGAAGUUCUGUGGUAAGGAAAAACAAUGGGGAGGGGGGAUUUCUUGUGGAUAUAGGUUGGACUAGAUGGUCCCUGAGGCCCCUUCUUGUAUUUCUGUAUUUGAUUUAGUAGUUUUUUUCCCCAAAUUUUAUGUAAAGA
Sarcophilus harrisii (Tasmanian devil) is the source of this 6640-nucleotide messenger RNA. It is a transcript of the gene ATP13A2, whose product is annotated as ATPase cation transporting 13A2. The coding region runs from base 187 to 3723 and encodes 1178 amino acids. Gene Ontology annotation, biological process: intracellular calcium ion homeostasis; regulation of autophagosome size; autophagosome-lysosome fusion. NCBI's taxonomy places the organism in Eukaryota, Metazoa, Chordata, Mammalia, Dasyuromorphia, Dasyuridae. Gene Ontology annotation, molecular function: P-type ion transporter activity; ATP binding; ATPase-coupled monoatomic cation transmembrane transporter activity. The transcript has 29 exons. Gene Ontology annotation, cellular component: membrane. The record is from RefSeq and is a predicted model, not a curated record.